AUGAAAUUCGCGAUCCCUUUUGCGCUGAGCGCAACAUCCACGGCGGUGCUGGCCACGGGCCUCCGGCAGCAAGAACCACUCGCGCGCUUGACACCCUCGAUCGUACAGAACCAGCAGCUCACGAAAUACCUCAUCGAGUUGACGCCCUAUCAAACGCGAUGGGUGACCGAGGAAGAGAAAUGGGAGCUGAAACUGGAUGGCGUCACGUUCAUGGAUGUCACGGAGGAGUUCCAAUCCGGGGCCUACGGUACCCUGCACACGAAACAUGUUGUCCGAUACCCCAUUGAGAUGCAGCACCAACCGGAUGUCGAGCCCCUGCUGAAGCAACUGUCCACGGAUCACAUGUACAAGAAUCUCGAACACUUCACCUCCUUCCACACGCGAUAUUACAAAUCCGAGACGGGCAUCGAGUCCGCAACAUGGCUGUAUGACCAAGUCACAUCGGUGCUCACCGAGUCGGGCGCCACCGAGCAUGGCGCGACCGUCACCAAGUUCCAUCACCCAUGGGGCCAGUUCAGCAUCAUCGCGCGCAUCCCCGGCCAAACCAACAAUACCGUGGUGCUGAGUGCGCACCAGGACAGCAUCAACCUGUUCCUUCCGUCGAUCCUGGCUGCGCCAGGCGCGGAUGACGAUGGCAGUGGGACGGUCACCAUCCUCGAAUCCCUCCGGACUCUGCUGCAGUCCGAGACGAUUUCGCACGGCCAGGCGCCGAACACACUCGAGUUCCACUGGUACUCUGCGGAGGAGGGCGGCUUGCUGGGCUCUCAAGCUGUCUAUUCGCAGUACAAGAAGGACAUGCGCGAGAUCCGCGCCAUGCUUCAGCAGGAUAUGACCGGCUAUGUCCAGGGAACUCUGGAUGCCGGUCUCGAAGAGUCUGUAGGAGUCAUUGUCGACUACGUCGACCCGGGACUCACCUCGUUCAUCAAGGAAGUGAUCACCACUUACUGCGACAUCCCCUUUGUCGAAACCAAGUGCGGCUAUGCAUGCUCCGACCACGCCUCCGCCAGCCGAUUUGGCUACCCCUCCGCCUUCGUCAUUGAGUCUCAAUUCGAGCACUCCGACAAGAAGAUCCACUCGACCGAAGAUAAGAUCAAGUACCUGAGCUUCGACCACAUGCUGCAGCAUGCGAAGAUGAGCCUUGCCUUUGCCUAUGAGCUGGCAUUUGCGCCGUUUUAA
Molecule: messenger RNA, 1176 nt
Organism: Penicillium lagena
Lineage: Eukaryota; Fungi; Ascomycota; Eurotiomycetes; Eurotiales; Aspergillaceae
Gene: lap1
Product: putative aminopeptidase
Exons: 3
Coding region: 1-1176 (391 amino acids)
Biological process (GO): proteolysis
Molecular function (GO): metalloexopeptidase activity
Source: RefSeq, a predicted model, not a curated record